This is a messenger RNA of Silurus meridionalis, 2416 nucleotides long. RefSeq names its product RFNG O-fucosylpeptide 3-beta-N-acetylglucosaminyltransferase (gene rfng). The transcript is spliced from 9 exons. Gene Ontology annotation, molecular function: O-fucosylpeptide 3-beta-N-acetylglucosaminyltransferase activity. The coding region runs from base 447 to 1547 and encodes 366 amino acids. The record is from RefSeq and is a predicted model, not a curated record. Lineage: Eukaryota; Metazoa; Chordata; Actinopteri; Siluriformes; Siluridae. Gene Ontology annotation, biological process: pattern specification process; regulation of Notch signaling pathway. Gene Ontology annotation, cellular component: Golgi membrane.
GAAGCUUUCGGUUGCAUUACCGCUACUGUAUAGUAGAAGCACAGUCGGAACUUGUGGCUGCUACAAACGACACAGAGGGCAUUUAAUCCGGACUCAGUGAUGAACACUGGACUUCGUGGAGAUACUGAGGUGUUUGUUUGGUACUGUGUAAAUUGAAGUAAACGGUAUAAGCUUGUGAAAGCUGUUUGGUGGAGACAAGGACAAUAAAUUAACUCUCUUUUAAUAAGAAAUCGGUUUUUCACGGUGGGAUUGCGUUUACUUCUCCUCGGGCUUUGUUUUUUGUUUAUUUUUUUAUGGUCGAGAAGAUGAAAACGGAUGAGUGGAGAGAGAAAAGUGCUUCCAAACACAUACUGAUUUGCGACUGCAGCUCUGUUCUCUGAAGAUGGACACAGGAGAGGAGAAGUGGCCAAGCCCAGGUGGCUGAGCUGGCGCCGAGCUCAGCAAGAAUGCAUUUGUCUCCGGUUGGCACGAACAGACGUUGCUUCCUGGCCUCUUCGGCUCUUUGUGCCAUUGUACUGUUACUCAUCCCAACUCUCCAAACGCCACAGCGGCAGAGCGAGCUGCCCCGACCUCUGCCCCACACCAGGCCUGUCAGAGGAGAAAACGCCACAGGCUACAAAGGUGCUGGUUACUCUGAGCACAGCAGCGUCUCUGGACUGCCUUUUUCCAAUGACAAAUCCCGAAAGGACUUAGUCAGUGCUGACUCCAUCAGCACAUGGUCCAAAGAACCCCUGUCUCUGAAAGACAUUUUUAUUGCAGUCAAAACCACAAGGAAGUAUCACAAAUCACGACUGGAGCUGCUUUUUCAGACUUGGGUGUCAAAAGCUAAGGAGCAGACAUUCAUCUUCACUGAUGGUGACGAUAAGGAGCUAAAGCAGAAAGCAGGGGGCAACGUCAUCAACACCAACUGCUCAGCGGCACACACACGCCAAGCGCUGUGCUGCAAGAUGUCUGUGGAGUACGACAAGUUCAUUGAGUCACAGAAAAGAUGGUUCUGUCAUGUGGAUGACGAUAAUUACGUGAUCCUUCCAAGUCUGCUGCAGCUGCUCUCAUCCUAUUCCCACACGCAGGAUGUGUACUUGGGCCGGCCCAGUCUCGAUCACCCUAUAGAGGCUCCUGAGAGGGUGAGGAGUGAUGGAUCGACUUCUGUCAAGUUCUGGUUUGCUACUGGAGGUGCUGGCUUUUGCAUCAGUCGAGGCCUGGCACUCAAGAUGAGUCCAUGGGCAAGUUUGGGGAACUUCAUCACUACGGCAGAGAAGAUCCGUCUCCCGGACGACUGCACGAUCGGUUACAUCAUUGAGGCGCUGCUGGAGGUUCCUCUGAUACACACCAACCUCUUCCACUCACACCUGGAGAACUUGCAGAGGAUGCCUUCUAUGGACAUCCUCAGUCAGGUUACACUCAGCUAUGGUGGUUUUGCCAACAGGAGGAACGUGAUCCCUGUUGCCGGGGCAUUCUCCUUGAUGGAGGACCCGUCACGGUUUAAGACUCUUCACUGCUUGCUUUAUCCUGAGACGGAAUGGUGUCUCCGCAGAAGUCAUCGCUGACUUCGUUCAACACGUUCUUCUGACAAGACAAAGCAACUCUCUCAAUACUCUACAAGCAUGCAUUUAUAAAUCAGACUAGCAAGCUGAUUAUCCUGACAGUUAGCACUGCUGCUUUUUGUAUAGCAGUCACGAAAUAUCUUUAUUUUUUUUUUAUUAUCAGGAUAAUUUUUUUUAAUAUCCCAAAGUCUGAUUUCAAGAGUAGAAGGCUUAAAAUGCUAAACUGAGCUGUGCUCUAGUAAGCAGGCAAUGCAUUAGCAAAUAUCAGGUUUAGUCUGAGUCAGGUUUCACCUCCAGACGUACUCCUGAACAUAAAUAGAAGUUGUGAGGUCGUACUGUUGGGUUAAAUAAGGUUUCACUGUGUUACAGCAAAUUCAGUCCAGGAAGCAUGGAAUUUUAAGGCUUUAGGAUAAGUGCAUUUUAUUGUGAAGAUGACAUGAAGGAAUGAAUCGAAGGCCCUUGCUUGCUGAGUUAAGUCGAGGAAAGUAUGGAUUCUUGCAGAAGUGACUAAUGAAAAAACAUUUUUUAUAGAUAUAUUCCCAAUUCUCCUGUGCACUAUAAGUAUGCCUUAAACACUAAGACAUUUCAUAAAGCUGCCAAUUUUUAUUUUUAUUAUUUUUUAAUUACAUUAUAAUGUCUAUGCUCAUGAAUGCACAUGCAUGGCUUUUCACUGCAGGUCAGUGUUUGUCAUGAAUGAACUUGCCAAAAAACAAACUAAGGUAUUACUUUCCUAGAUAGAAAUAACACAAAUGUUUUGUUGUGUGAACAGAAGGGGAUUAAACGAUGCAAAGCUGCUGCCAAAUACUGUUGCUAUAUGUCUCAUCUUGUUUUUCUUUUCUUUUGCAAAUAAACCAUGUUUUUCUUUUUUUUUA